AUGGAUGUGCGCGCGCGGCCUCGCCACCACCUGAUGCUUGCUGUUGCGUGCUGCGGCUGCCUCCCCUUGGUGCCGUUUGUUCUGCUGUUGCUGCCUAACCCCUACGGAUGCUCUGCACUGCUGCGGCCGCUAGCCAUGGCCGUGGUGUUGAGCAGCGUGGUGUGUGUGCGGAGCUGUCCCAUCAAUCCCUCCCCGCCGCCACUCCUCGUCCUCCUCGGGAUCCUCCCAGAUCCUCAUCGUCCAACCCCGCGCCCGGAUCUCGCCACCACCGCCUUGCCUCUGCCCGACUGCCACUGCAGCUCGUGGACACCACAAGCCAAGCUAUCCUCGUCGCCAGAGCCCCUCGAUCCCAAGCUCCUCCGACUCGCAACCUCGCGCCUCGCCGCCGACGACCACAUCCAGAACCCCAUCCCUGGUCGCGUCCUCGACGUGCGCGCCGUCACCCGCUCGUCCCCGAUUGAUCCGCGAAGCCGCCCGUACGGGACCUCGUCAGCCUCCUGCUCCUUCGCCGCCCCGCGUCCCGCGCCAGGACGCCCGUGCGAGCUUCCAGUGCCGCCUCGUCCUUGCUCCACCACCUGGAUCCGCCAAGUCCAAGCCGCCUCGCCCGAGCUCCGCAGCGCCGUCCUCGCCUCCUCUGUCUUGCGCUCGUCCGAGUCUCGACGCCAGCAGGCUCCGGCCGUGUCGGCUUGGGUCCCCGCUGCUCCUCCUCUGGCCAUGCGCCCGAGCUCGCCCGUCGUCGCGCGCCUCGACCUCACCUCCACCUCGUCGCGUCGGUGUCUCAGCACGCCCCACUCCUCCCGCAGCAGCUUCUCCCCAUGCCAGCGCCUACCUCCUCGUCCCCGUGGCCACAGCCGCGGAGCACUGCUGCAGCAAGGAGGCGCCGCCACCACCGAGUUCAACUGCCGCGGCCGCUGCGUCCCCUGCUUCGAGGGGCAGGUCGGGAUCGAGCGCGCCCGCCCCGCCCGCGUUGACCUCCGCAUCCGGCCACGCCGCCGGCAAGCCCUGCCUCCGUCGCCUCGCCAAGUUCCGAUGCCGGCGCCUCCUGCCUCGCGCUGCCCUUUGCCAAGUCCGACCGCGGCCGUCGCCCCCUGCAUCCUCUGCUUCGGGAGCUGUCCCAUCAAUCCCUCCCCGCCGCCACUCCUCGUCCUCCUCGGGAUCCUCCCAGAUCCUCAUCGUCCAACCCCACGCCCGGAUCUCGCCACCACCGCCUUGCCUCUGCCCGACGGCCGCUGCAGCUCGUGGACACCACAAGCCAAGCUAUCCUCGUCGCCAGAGCCCCUCGAUCCCGAGCUCCUCCGACUCGCAACCUCGCGCCUCGCCGACGACGACCACAUCCAGAACCCCAUCCCUGGUCGCGUCCUCGACGUGCGCGACGUCACCCGCUCGUCCCCGAUGGAUCCACGAAGCCGCCCGUACGGGACCUCGUCAGCCUCCUGCUCCUUCGCCGCCCCGCGUCCCGCGCCAGGACGCCCGUGCGAGCUUCCAGUGCCGCCUCGUCCUUGCUCCACCACCUGGAUCCGCCAAGUCCAAGCCGCCUCGCCCGAGCUCCGCAGCGCCGUCCUCGCCUCCUCUGUCUUGCGCUCGUCCGAGUCUCCACGCCGGCAGGCUCCGGCCGUGUCGGCUCGGGGUCCCCGCUGCUCCUCCUCUGGCCAUGCGCCCGAGCUCGCCCGUCGUCGCGCGCCUCGACCUCACCUCCACCUCGUCGCGUCGGUGUCUCAGCACGCCGCACUCCUCCCGCAGCAGCUUCUCCCCAUGCCAGCGCCUACCUCCUCGUCCCUGUGGACACAGCCGCGGAGCAGUAGCCCUCGCGCCCGAGCGUCACAGACCCUGCUGGCCGCCCCUCUGCUCCUCUUCGCCCGCCCUUCUUUCCUCUCCUUCUCCCACUCGGCUCACAUCUCUCUCUCUCCCUGUAGCUGCUGCAGCAAGGAGGCGCCGCCACCACCGAGUUCGCCUGCCGCGGCCGCUGCGUCCCCUGCUUCGAGGGGCAGGUCGGGAUCGAGCGCGCCCGCCCCGCCCGCGUUGACCUCCGCAUCCGGCCACGCCGCCGGCAAGCCCUGCCUCCGUCGCCUCGCCAAGUUCCGCUGCCGGCGCCUCCUACCUCGCGCUGCCCUUUGCCAAGUCCGGCCGCGGCCGUCGCCCCCUGCAUCCUUUGCUUCGUCUCGACCGCGCCCCGCUCGCGUUGACCCAGUCCAGCGCCCACCUCGGCCUUCCCUCCAGCCGGCCUGCAUGCGCCCUUUUGGGCCUCCUCCAUCGACCGGGCCUCAGCCCAUGGUGAGCAGCGCCCAGCGCCCGCUCCUGUGCACCAGUGGGCCAGCCAGUUAG
Messenger RNA from Aegilops tauschii subsp. strangulata, 2322 nucleotides. Lineage: Eukaryota; Viridiplantae; Streptophyta; Magnoliopsida; Poales; Poaceae. The record is from RefSeq and is a predicted model, not a curated record.